Molecule: messenger RNA, 846 nt
Organism: Aspergillus pseudoviridinutans
Lineage: Eukaryota; Fungi; Ascomycota; Eurotiomycetes; Eurotiales; Aspergillaceae
Exons: 1
Coding region: 1-846 (281 amino acids)
Source: RefSeq, a predicted model, not a curated record
AUGCACAUUCCCCAAGUGAGGUGGCUCGGAUUACUAGGCGCCAUAGUCGCAACUGCGCACGCAGUCGAAGUAGACUUGGUCUUCCCUCGCAAUGAAACAUAUUCACCAGCCGACUCAUUCCCUGUUGUCUUUGCUGUGCAGAACUUCAACCCACAGAGCGCAGAACUCCUCAACCUGCGCAUCUCCUAUGACAUCCGCAAAGGCAACGACAGAAACAACGAUAUUACCCGAACCCAUGAUCUGCGCUGGGCGAACUGGUCCAGCAGCGCGGACCCUUACCUCGCAUACCGGUACUUCCAGGAGCUCAACACCACGGGGCAUUGGUCUCUGACCUGGCGGCUCCGCUGGCAAAGCUGCGACGAGGAGGCGCUGGCCAAUCGUAAUGAGAAGCUGCUGCCUAGUGAUCAUGACGGCGGGGUCUUUGAACACUACUACUCCUGGGUGCAGUACUUCACUAUUGGCGAUUCCGCCCUCAAAAAAGUGGAUCUCGUCGCAGCGACCGCCAACGCCACCUGCCCCGAGGACAGGAACGCGAUUGCGAUCAAUGUUACCGACACAACUAUGAAUUCACCCCCAGGUCUCAACGCCGCGGGCCGCGACACUUGCGUCGUUACGGCCAACUCGACUGCUACGCGCACCACCCCGGACCCCUGUCGCGUCGCUAUCGAUGAAGAUACCGUGGCGAGUAUGGCCGCCGUUCACCAGAAACUGCUCUGCGAUCGUCUGAUAAACCCUAACCCGCCUGAAGACUGUCCUGCUGAGGAGAACGGCGCUCAGCAGUUGCCUGCAUUUGGUGUAUCUUGCUUCCUAGCUGCUUUUGGAGUUGUUGGGUUUGCGCUCUUGUAG